CCGCGGAGUUUUGCUGCGCGCCACUGCUUCCAAGACAACUUUUGAUUUGACCCAGAUCCCGCUGUGGCGUGGAGCUGGAGCGAACCUUCGGAGAUGACGGGUCUCACGCGCGUCUGUCGGAUUUGGUUCGGGAUUGCGUGUGCAUCAGGUCUGGUAGCUGGCUUCUCCAUGACGCCACCCGUCCUGGACCGCUCUGAUGAUGUAGUGAUCUCAGUCGAGGACAAUCUCACCCUCACCUGCAGGGGGCAACGAACUCUGACCUGGACGUGGCCUGACCAGACUCUAGCAGGGCAGGAGCCAGUCGACCGCCUGCUUGGGCCGCCGGUGUCUGCAGCGCGACGCAGCGCUCUGGUCAGUGAAUGUCCCGGGCAGCGUGGCAAACCCUACUGCAAGAGGCUGCUCCUCACCGCGGCGCUGGCCAGAGACACCGGACACUAUCGCUGCUUUUACACCGACGUGAAGGAGCGGAUCGAGGGCACAACGGCCGUCAGCGUGUAUGUCUUCGUCAAGGACCCGGAGCAGCCGUUCCUCAGGAGACACGGUGACAACCUGGGGACCAUCCUAGUCAAACACAACUCCCCUUACAUCAUAGUGCCGUGCCUGGUGACAGUGCCGGACCUCAACGUCACUCUGCACGCGCAUCCGCCUCCUCUGGAGGGCAGCAGCCUGAAGUGGGACAACAAGCAGGGCUGGUUGAUUCCCAGACACGUCAUUGACAGCAUGUCUAUGCUUUUUGGAUUCACCUGCGCGGCCACUCUGGGAGGGAAAGAGUUUCAGUCGCCACACUACCUGAUUCAUACGACAGGAAGUAAGGUUUACAGUGUCAAGCUGUAUCCUGAGGAGCCCACGGAGCGGCUUGUCGGGGAGACCCUCACCCUCAAUUGCACAGCACUGGUGGAGUUUGACGCAAGCGUGGACAUCAAGUGGUCGUAUCCUGGUGGACUGAGGAAUUCUUCGGUGGACAUCAAGCCCUUCCGGGAGCCUCAGUCUCACGCCACAGAGGCGGUUAGCGUGCUCACCAUCCACAGCGCUACGCUGGCUGACUCUGGAAUUUACAGCUGCAAUGUCACCAAUCACGCAAGUCCAGACAGUACGCAAGUCCAGAACACUCAGAUCCUCGUCCAUGAGAAACCAUUCAUAAUACUGGACUACAGAAAUGGACCUGUCAUGGAGGUCACUGCAGGUCAGAAGUCCAUCAAAUUACACGUGAAUGUGUCUGCCUACCCCACUCCGGACACACAGUGGUUCAGAGAUGGAAAACCAAUAAAUGAGAGGCCCGAGUUCAAGACCAAGAGGAUGCGGAUGCACCUCAACCACGCCCUGGAGAUCAGAGAUGUUUGCCGGGAGGAUGCUGGCGUCUACACGGUGGCCCUGAGGAACCGGGCUGCGGGGCUGGAGAGGAAGCUCAACAUCACGCUGGUGGUUAAUGUCCCGCCCCACAUUCAUGAGAAGGAACUGGCCACGUCCUCCCGUCUGUUCCCCAGUGGCAGCAGCCAGACGCUGACCUGCACCGCCUACGGUCUCCCGGCCCCGAGCCUGAGCUGGCAGUGGAGAGCCUGGGGUCCCUGCCUCAGCAGCAGCAGCAGCAGCAGACAGGUCCGGCGAGACAAGAAGAGCCAGAGUGACAGGAGCACAGACUGUCAGGACUGGCAGGACCUUAGUCUGGACAACUCCGGGAACGAGAUCGAGGCCGUCGACACUUCCGCGAUAGAUGGACGACAAAAGAUGGCAAGCAGACUUCACAUACGCAACGCCAGCGUCUCCGUGGUCUAUAGGUGCUCUGCUGACAACAAAGUGGGCAAGGACGAGCAUGUGAUCUACUUCUACGUCAGCGCGGUGCCCGAGGGCUUCAGCGUGGCGGUUCAUCCUUCUGAAAAUCCCCUGGAGCAGGAGCGAGUCUCCCUCAGCUGCUCCGCUGACAACUACACCUACGCGCAGCUGCAGUGGUACCAUCUGCAGGACCGGGUGAGCAAGCCCCAGGAGCUGGACUGCAGGAGUGUGGCGCUGCACGCCGACGCGCUGCGGGGCCAGACAUCCUUCCAACCGGCUUCCAACAGCUGGGUCCUGGACCUCACCCUGGCUGCCGUGAAGCUACAGGAUGAGGGUCGAUAUGUGUGCGUGGCUCACAGCAGAUGGAGCGGCGAGAUGGAGUGUUUGUCCAGCUACCUAUCGGUCCAAGCCCUGGAGCCGCCGCGGUACAAGCUCCGUCUCACCAACCAGACCGUGAACGUGACUGGAUCUCUGCGGAUGGAGUGUGACGUGGAAGGCCGCCCCUCGCCCUGGCUCUCCUGGUUCAAAGACGACCAGCCGCUGCACCAAAUGUCAGGAAUCCUCCUGCAGGACUCCAACCGCAGCCUGAGUAUCCAGCGCGUGAGGGAAGAGGAUGCCGGCGUUUACACAUGCACCGCCUGCAACCGCCGAGGCUGCGUCCACUCGUCUGCGGCAGUCCAGGUCAUCGGCUCAACAGAAAAGGCCAGUGUGGAGAUUGUGAUUCUCAUCGGGACAGGAGUGAUCGCUGUGUUCUUCUGGGCCCUGCUCAUCCUCAUAUUCUGCAAUGUGAAACGGAUUAACCCCGCAGACAUCAAAGCCGGCUAUCUGUCCAUCAUCAUGGACCCCGGAGAGGUUCCACUGGACGAGCAGAGCGAAUAUCUGCCCUACGACUCCACACAGUGGGAAAUCUCCCGGGACCGACUGCGGCUGGGGAAGGUGCUGGGCCACGGUGCCUUUGGCAAAGUCAUCGAGGCGUCGAUGUGUGGGGGCAGCAAGAGCACCAACCUGCCCCACACCGUGGCUGUCAAAAUGCUGAAGGAGGGAGCGACCGCCAGUGAACACAAAGCCUUGAUGUCGGAGUUAAAGAUUCUCAUCCACAUUGGGAACCAUCUCAAUGUGGUGAACCUGCUGGGAGCCUGCACCAAAGCCAACGGGCCGCUGAUGGUUGUGGUGGAAUAUUGCAAGUACGGGAACCUGUCCAACUUCCUCCGCGCCAAGAGAGAGUUCUUCCUUCCGUACAGGGAUCGUUCCCCCAAAACUCAGAGCCAGGUGAGACGGAUGAUCAAGGCGGGACAGAUGGGUGACAGACCUCAGACUCCACCGUCCAACGGUCCCCUUCAGACUCCCGCCAUGGAAAACUUGGAGGAUUUGUGGAAAACCCCGUUGACAAUCGAGGAUCUGAUUUGCUACAGCUUCCAGGUGGCUCGAGGGAUGGAGUUCCUGGCCUCCAGAAAGUGUAUCCACCGAGACCUGGCAGCACGGAACAUUCUCCUGUCAGAAAGCAACAUUGUGAAGAUCUGUGACUUCGGCUUGGCCAGAGACGUUUACAAAGAUCCGGACUACGUCAGGAAAGGCCAUGUCUGCCUCCCGCUGAAGUGGAUGGCUCCGGAGAGCAUCUUUGACAAGGUGUACACCAGCCAGAGCGAUGUCUGGUCCUUUGGAGUUCUUCUCUGGGAGAUAUUUUCACUCGGUGCCUCUCCAUAUCCGGGCGUCCAGAUCGAUGGAGACUUCUGUAAACGUUUGAAAGACGGAGUCCGGAUGCGCUCGCCGGAAACAGCCUCCCCGGAGAUAUACGGCAUCAUGCUGGGCUGUUGGCAGGGCGAGCCCCGAGAGAGGCCGGAUUUCCCGGGCCUAGUGCGGAUUCUGGGGGACCUGCUGCAGGACAACAGCCCUCCUGACGGGAAGGACUACAUCCCGCUGAACCACUCUCAGAGCUCAGAAGAUGAUGGCUUCUCCCAGGCUUCAUCCCGACCACCGUCUGAGGAAGAGCUGAGACUUCCCUGCAACAGUCUGCCAAACAGCAGGUACUACAACUGCAUGCCCUUCUCCGGCUCUGUGUUUGUGGGAUCCUCCAAAACAUGCCAACCCCGAGUGGAGACCUUUGAAGAGCUGCCACUGGAGACGCAGCCACAGGCGACACAAGACAACCAGACCGACAGCGGGAUGGUUCUGGCCUCGGACGAGUUGGAGAGAGUGGAGCACAAGCACAGACGCGGCGUCUACAAAAGCCGCAUGAGCAGCAGCAGCAGCACUGAGCCGCUCACAGCAGCCGACAGCUCACUGGGCUCCAACUUCUUCAGCCAGAUGAGCGGCCAGACCUUCUACAACAACGAGUACGGCCGCCUGUCCGAGGACGGCUUCUUCUCCGCUGCGGACUCCACCUUCUUGCCUUCCUCCGCUGUUUAACCGAAGAUGUAUCUCAAUUUUAAUCCUGAACUGUUGUGGAACUGACGUUUCUCCUACCAACCACGAGGGGGCAUCAUCGCGACGAAAACAGCGGCGCCCAUGUUUUUUUUUACCUUUUCAGAGUACUUUUUCUGCACGAACUAUGACUCAU
Messenger RNA from Synchiropus splendidus (mandarinfish), 4327 nucleotides. RefSeq names its product fms related receptor tyrosine kinase 4 (gene flt4). The coding region runs from base 94 to 4176 and encodes 1360 amino acids. NCBI's taxonomy places the organism in Eukaryota, Metazoa, Chordata, Actinopteri, Syngnathiformes, Callionymidae. The record is from RefSeq and is a predicted model, not a curated record. Gene Ontology annotation, cellular component: signaling receptor complex. The transcript has 30 exons. Gene Ontology annotation, biological process: multicellular organism development; cell surface receptor protein tyrosine kinase signaling pathway; protein phosphorylation. Gene Ontology annotation, molecular function: ATP binding; transmembrane receptor protein tyrosine kinase activity.